UGAAAUUAUUUCCCAGCUGGAUGCUUAUGUUUGUGAAGGGAUCAUCACCAGCAGCCACGGCAACAGCGAUGCCCUCUGAUCAGUACACUGCUGUUGCCAUGGAGACGAACAACAACAUGACCUCCAUGUGACCGCACACGAGGUAGGCCUGGCCAGAAAGGAGCUCGGGACGCCAAGGUUUCCAACAUACAGCUUCUUUAUUCAACAAAAAGGUCUUUCUGUCCUUCUUCUUCCACGCCUCUCCUCUCUGCAUCUGGUCGUCUCUUAUAUACUCCAGGCCGACUGCAAUUAAGUGGCUUAAGCAGCCAUGCAGCAUGCUGGGAAGCGUAGUCUUUGGGCUGGUGGCCAUUUUGACAGGAUUCUUCAGCUCUGGUAAAAUAAUGUAACGGCCCUCCACUACCUGCCUCCGCAUGAUGUCAUAAUGUGUGUGCGGAAGGUUGAGAAGAGCAGACACUCGGGAUGUAAGCUGAGAAAGCGGUAAAAAGCCCAAAAAGCAGACCAGAGUAGCCAAUACAUGGAUUUGAGUGCAUGUGUCACUAUCAUGUGCAGCCUCUGCAAUGCCAAGCUUGCAUACUGCGGCAGCACGUCGGCCAUGAAUGAACACCUGAAGCUCUGUCACCCAGGUAUAAUUUUGGAAGACGACAGGAGACAACAAGCUGGCGGAUAGUAAGUCCAUAUAACGACAUUUUUUAUUGAAGACCGACAAUUAGGGGCUAAUGUCAGUAUGUCAGGGUAAUGUCGCUAAAUAAGCAGCUACGUAUUUACGUAGCACGUUGACGCCUCCGUUAAAAUCAACAAUAUUGAAAGCAUCUUGUGUUUUAGGAUCGGUUUUGCAAAUAAGGAAGUCCUUAUUAUUUUGCUUAAUUUCCAUUAAAUUAAAAUCAAUAAAAUAAUUUAUACUAAUGCUUCAUUGUAGCUCCCAGCUAAGGUACAUUUAUGUAAAGUGCGUAGCAGCUCACAGCUACAUUACCCUUACGUAAUAAUGCGACAUUUUUUUUCUCGUAGCAAUAGUACAACUUAAAUCUCGUAGUCCUUUUUUUUAUAUGUAUAUAUUUGCCCAUAGUACUCCGUUGUAGUGUCGUAUCAACGAGCCUCAUUAAAGGGGAAGCUCAGAAUUUUUUACAUUAGGCUUAAUCUUCGAGUUCGCGGGGUUUAAUUAGUCGGUGGAGUUGAUUUCACCAAAUUCCGUGCAGUUAGUUAGUUAUUUAUUAGUUUCAGGGCUCCGGAGUGGCUAAGCUACAGCAAGUCCAUUGGCCCGUCCUAGCAUGCCAAUAAAAAACAACAUAUACAUGCAUGAAAAUCACCGAUGACCCAUGCAGUCAAUAGUGAUGGCUAUGUUUUCACGAUGAAGUUAUUAAAAUUUACCAUUACAUGUCAACAACUGUGGUAUGAACAGCAACAUUUGUAAUCCAGCAGCUCUGUAGGUAACAGGUUGCACAGCUGAGUGAUAUAUUUUUUCCACCAGUGUAUUUGUGUAGUAGCCAGCAGCAAGUAUCCACAGUUUGUAUUGUUCCUCGUUCUUCACAGGGAUUUGUGGAACCUUUCAUUUGCCCAUUUCUUCUGUCUGUUUCUACAGCCUCUAAAUGAACGUUUCACUAUGUUGCCGUUCUUCAGUCAAGACCGUAGACUGAUGCUGUAUUGGAGGAAGGUGGUUUUCCAACCUCCGACCCGAAAAAAUAUAAUUGGAUUGCCACUCGAACUGGGAGGCCCUAGUUGCGGUGUCAGAAAAAUAAGUACCCCGACUUUACAAGUUGCUUCAAUCAGACGUCACUCGACAAACUGCGCUGCCCGUCGAUAAGCAGACCGUCAAUAGUAAAACUAAAGAAGGCAGUUUACAGUGUGGCCUAUUAACCUUAGCCAUAGACUUCACUGGACACCCCUGCCAUGCAUACUCCCCCUUUUUGCCACAUUGCCCCAAGGCCUUGGCCAAUUGGGCUUGGGAUGCAAGCUCAAGGCUGAUCAUCCUGCAGCUGGCCACCUCUGGAGAGGGUGUAUAGUGUGAAAGGUCGAAACACUCCAUGACCCAGUGGAACACUACUGAUGAUGUGUACCCACAAAUUAAUUCCCUUAUGUUUACCACCAACAUUCAUCAAGAAGUUUUUUGCCUGUGCCCCCACAGGAAUUUUAACAUCCGGUUCUGUGUUUUCUGGAAACAUGACCUAUUGACUUGACACGGGAAACGGGGCGAAUUCAUAGGGGGCCUAUUUUCAAAAACUUAAAAUUGAAAUAUUUACAAAGUCAAAGCUGCUAAUGACCUAAAACCAAAACAGUCUCCAUGAGCAGCGGCAUCAAAAAAUUCAAAGUCGUUCCCUUAUAAAAUCCCGAUUAAUUUUUUUUUUUUAUAUAAGUAUAACACAACUUAAAAUGGCUAUAAAAGUCUCAGAUUUUACACUAGAUGCACAAAAAUCACCAAAUGCAGAGAUAAUCACCUAUGUUUUCAGGAUCAAUAGCAAUAUUUAACAUAUCAUAUACGUUUUUGACCAAAAUAGCAACUUUUUAAAAAUUUAUUUACUGCAAGUUUUCAACAGCUAAUAAAUGACUCAAUUGACAUUAGAAACGUAAUACUUGCAGAACAUACUUGCAAAACAUGCAGAAUCAAUAACAAAUAAUAUGUAAAUAGAUUAUAAAUAAAUUUGAUAUACAAUCACAACUUAUUAUAGAAUAGAAUAGCCCUUUAUUAUCAUUAUACACUAUAUACUGUUUGCGAAAGAGGCUAAUGGCCGCCUGGCAUAACAGGAGCUUUUCUGGGAAAAAUUCUUGUGAAUAAAUGCUUAAAUCCCCGAAUUCUUCAUAGAUAUGGACGUAAAACAGUUUCGAUUCUUGGUUAAAAGCAAAGAAACCAUGCAGUUAGCGUUUAUUUUACGUACAUUGACGGAGUACAAUAAUAUCGGCAAAUACGGUAUUGUAUCGUUGUCCAAAGAAUCGAUAUCGAAUCAUAUCAUCAUUAAAUUGGUGAUUUAAACACCCAAUGUGCAAAUUUUUCUAUCAGCCUUUAAUGAGGCUUUGCUUUCUGGUAGCGUGAAUAAUAAAUCCUCAGAAAAAGGCUACUCCUUUUAUGAUUGCAAAACUGAACGCUCAUGAGCUCCCCAGGAAUCUUUUAGCAGGAAAGCUCCCCACAAUGAAAUGUUGUCGUGGCCGUUAGGGCUUGUUCCUCUUUUUCGCUCUCAUAAAUCACUUCAGUCUGGAGAGGGAACUGAGGGAGGGGGUUGUCUUCCUUCCUUUCACCAUCUGUUCUUAUUUGUUUUCGAUUUUCAACGCCCCCGAAAAUGUAAAAUACAAAUUAUAUACAAUAGUCUGUCACUUUGCAUUUAGCCUCUUGUAACAGAACAGCAAGUUGGCAUUUCUGUGAACAAGUAUUUAUUCUGUGCACACUAUACAAAUAUCCAUCUAUCUCUUCAGGGUCAGCGUGUGCUGGAACCUAGUCAGGUGACUGUACCACUACACCAUCAGCGGUUGGUUUUCCAGGUUGAGGCCACUGAUACUUCUUUUCCGUUCAUCUCUUUUAGCUGAUUUUUACUUACUGACUUUCUACUGAUGUAGUUUUUCAUUUAGGUUGAUCAGCAUCUCUGUUGAUAGCACGGUGCAGUACCUGCAACCUACAGAGGUUGCACAAGUUGUCAAUCUCUUCAAGAUGGCACAUCAAUGCAUGCCGUUGCAUGAAGGUUUGCUGUGUCUUCAAGCACAGUGUUAAGUGCAUGGAGGAGAUUCCAGGAGACAAGUAGCUACGGUAUCUGCUCCUUUGUGCAAGGAGAAAUGGCCUCCAACAAGCCACUGUUGUGAAUGUUUCUGACCUAGCAAUCAGAAACAGAGUUCAUUUGGGUGGCCUGAGUGCCCAGCGUCUUGUAAUGGGCCCUUGUAAUAUCUUGAUAACAAUAAAUGAUGAUCAAAUCGACCAUGCGGACUUGUAGAAUUUGAAAAUCUGAAUGAAUGCAUGAAAUACAAAUUAAGCAUUUCGCUAAUUGAUUCAUUUACCAGCUUUCAAUUUAACAUAGUUAACAAUUGUGCAUUCAGUGUAAAUGUUAAGUAUCUAAAAAUCUCUUGUCAACGAUAAACAUUCAAGUAUAAACACUUAAAACGGCUUGUAUGGCUUGAACGAUGUACAACAUUGUAAAUAUUGCGAUGGCCACUGUGCAAAAAUGUCAUUGCAACACAAAUUACUUACAGCAAGAGGGGCUUCAUAGGACCGAGUAUCAGACAUCUUAUUGUUAAAGACUGCUGUGACAUGAUCACUCAACAGUGUUUAAUGCAAGUUCCUACUGCGAAAAACUAGCAUGUUAACCAUUUCGUUUGAUUUUUUUUUUUUUUUUUUUUUUUUUUUUUUUUUUUUAAGAGCAUUUCUGAAAUGCAAACACACAUUAAGCUAUACUGCUCUAACUCGUAUCGUAUGCCAAUGAAACAUUUAAGAUUUUAGGAUGGCAGUAAUGGCACAGAAUAAAACAAGCACAUACAGAAUAAUAGCUGUGGCCAUUAAAUGGUCGUAUUAAAGGCUACACUUUUGGAUUAUACUUUAUGCUGAAUGCUGAACUAAUCCACUGUAAAUAGUAUGCUCACUUAAAGGACUGCAUUUGUUUAGAUUUUAUUUAGAAUAAUUCAGUAAUUUUGUUUUAUUUUUAAAAUGUAUUUUUUACUUAACAUUGUACUUAUGUUCCUUAUGUCCCCCCACCCCCCAUUUACAGUUUUCGAACUGCUUUUGAACUACCGGUAAUUUUUUUGAGCAGCGUACAUGUAGUAAUUAUCUUGACAGACCUAUGGUAUCACAUCUCAAGAUUGCAAUCUCAUCUCUGUCUUGCCGUGAGAGAUUGUCCAAGCGUCCCUGUCAAAUUCGAAAAUGACUGCUCAAAUAUUCUCUGUUGUGCUCCUCAAAAAAUGCGUCUUUUUUACCUUUUCACACGUCAAACACUGCAAAGAUUGUUAUCCUAUUCAGUAUAGCACACAACCAUUGGCAAUCAAAGGUGCUAUCACACAUUGAGCCAAACUAAAUGUUUCUGUUCGGCUUCCUCGACUCACAUUCCUUGCUCGCAGGUCUUCCUUAAUGUGCCACUCCUCAAACUAAAACAUGUUUUUUAAUUUUUUUUUUUUUACUUUGUCUCUUAUGUCCACUAAUGCUAUAGCUAUUACAAAAUUUAGAAAAUAUUCCAUUAAUGCUCAAAAGCUAUCAAUAACAAUGACAGCAGUACAUCAAUAUUAACCUUGUGCAAUGAAUACAUUUGUGGAUGUGAAACAGCAGCGUUAAAUGUAUGAAUUGCUGCUUUUCGUGUAUAUAUUAUAACGUAUAUUGCAGAGGUCAUGCUGCAGUUCAUUUACUUCUGCUUGUGCUAAAUUCACAAGGUGGAGGUGAGCCCACCACCGCCUGAAAGCUUGUCAGAAAAUGACAGUGGCGUGGAGUUGACGAAUGAGAGCAGCCCACUGGCAGCGGCCGAGCCACCAUCACCUUUCAGCCCUAAACAGAAUGGGGAUGCCGCGUCACCUCGAGAUGGUAACUUGUGUCUGGAAGAAAGGGCCAGGACCAGGAAGCGGCCCGGGGGCCAGGACAAGGCCUGGGACCCGUAUAGUAAAGUAUGGGUGACAAGUCUCAGCUGGCUUUAAGGCCACGGCCGCGCACCCGAACCAUUUUCCAGGCCAAUCUGAAGCCUCACGCAAAACCUCGCAGACAGACACGCAAACAUCAGCCUGCUGCUACCAUGUAUGGCGGAACUUCUCUGGCGGUCUCGUCCAACGGAGUUCCUGAGGCUCCUUGUCUGGAGCUGCUCGAGCACGAUUCCAAAGACUCGGCCCAAAGCAGUGGCACCAUUGUGUCCAGUUGCGAUGCCCAUGUCGAAUACAACGACAAAAAGGGCUUCAGCGUGGGUGAGCUGGUGUGGGGAAAGAUCAAGGGCUUUUCCUGGUGGCCUGGCAUGGUUGUGACCUGGCGGGCUACCGGGAAACGGCAGGCAAGCCAUGGCAUGAGGUGGCUGCAGUGGUUCGGGGACGGGAAGUUCUCGGAGGUAUCUGCUGACAAAAUGGAUUCCAUCACGGCAUUUGCGAAGUUUUUCAGUCAGGCGUCAUACACCAAACUGGCGUCGUACCGCAGGGCCAUCUUCCAAGUUCUGGAGAUGGCCAGCAUCCGGGCAGAAAAGGAGUUCCCUCCCUGUGAGUCCGACAACCCCGAUGAGCAAGUAAAGCCCAUGCUGGACUGGGCACAAGGAGGCUUCCUGCCCAAAGGCCAAGAGGGACUCAAACCCAAAGGUGGCACCGACGGUGCCUUGCUUGAACUGCAAGCCCUAGAAGUGUCGCUGCCUGAAUAUCCACCAAGUGCCAAGCAGCCCAGAUUAAGUCUAAGCAAGAAUAAGGUUGGCCCUGAGGAAUCAUACAGCAGAGAACAAAUGGUCAAUGAAGUCCUGAAGAAUAACAGAAGUAUAGAAGAGUUCUGUCUCUCAUGUGGCAAGAUGGGGGCAGCAACUUUCCACCCACUUUUUGAAGGAGGCCUGUGCCAGACCUGCAAGGACGUGUAUUUGGAGACAUCCUACAUGUAUGACGAUGACGGCUACCAGUCCUACUGCACAGUCUGCUGCGGCGGCCGUGAGGUUCUGCUGUGCGGAAACGCCAACUGCUGCAGGUGUUUCUGUGUGGACUGUCUGGACAUCCUUGUGUGCCGUGGAGCAUCAAACAAUGCACGCUUCCUGGACCCUUGGCGCUGCUACAUGUGCCAGCCACUGCUUACAAACGGUGCCCUGAAGCGCCGUCAUGAUUGGAGUGUCAAACUGCAGGAGUUCUUUGCCAAUGACAAUGGACAGGAGUUUGAAACACCAAAGAUUUACCCGGCAAUCCCAGCAGAGCAAAGGCAACCAGUCCGAGUCCUCUCACUGUUCGACGGCAUCGCCACGGGCUACCUAGUCCUAAGAGAACUGGGUUUUAAGGUGGAUCAGUAUGUGGCGUCUGAGGUGUGUGAGGAUUCCAUCUCUGUUGGCGUGGUCCGACAUGAAGGAAAGAUCCAAUAUGUCCAUGAUGUGCGCAACAUUACCAGGAAAAAUAUUCAGGAAUGGGGUCCAUUUGAUCUAGUGAUUGGAGGAAGUCCAUGCAAUGACCUGUCCAUUGUCAACCCAGCCAGGAAGGGACUCUUUGAGGGCACAGGAAGGUUGUUCUUCGAAUUUUACCGUCUACUCAGCGAGGCAAAGCCAAAAGAAGGAGAGAAUCGUCCAUUUUUCUGGAUGUUCGAGAAUGUUGUCGCCAUGGGUGUAAACGACAAGAGGGACAUCUCACGAUAUCUGGAGUGUAACCCUGUGAUGAUUGAUGCCAUCGAAGUCUCUGCAGCCCACCGGGCUCGAUACUUUUGGGGAAACCUGCCGGGUAUGAACAGACCUCUAUGUGCUUCCGGGAUGGACAAGCUUGAACUGCAAGACUGUCUAGAACAUGGACGAGUUGCAAAGUUCGGGAAGGUGCGCACCAUCACUACUCGUUCCAACUCCAUCAAACAGGGGAAAGACCAGCACUUCCCGGUUUUGAUGAAUGGAAAGGAAGACAUUUUAUGGUGCACUGAGCUUGAGAGGAUCUUCGGCUUCCCAGUCCACUACACAGACGUGUCUAACAUGGGAAGAGGUGCUCGGCAGAGACUUCUAGGCCGGUCCUGGAGCGUUCCUGUCAUAAGACAUCUUUUUGCACCUCUCAAAGACUUCUUUGCCUGCGAUUAGAUGCCAACUCUCACCAUCUAAAAGACCCAACUUAUGACCUGCAAAUGGACACCAACUUGACAAACACAUUAUACCUUGUCAUCAUCAAAUCAAGGCUUCAACAACUAAACAGGCAAUCUCAAAUCAGGAAACAGACAUUGUACUGUAACACAACAUAACCAGUUACCAGCAAAUGCAGUAUACAGUGGGGAGAACAAGUAUUUGAUACACUGCCAAUGGGUUUUCCCAUUGGCAGUGUAUCAAAUACUUGUUCUCCCCACUGUAUACACUGUCACCAACAUUCUAUAUUUUUGCAAUGACCAGCCAAUAGACAGUGCCUCUUACUAGGACAGAUAGCACUUGUAACCAGCAAAUGCAUACAGUUAUCAACAAAUACUCUGACACCAAAAAAGUCAAGCACACACCCAGAAAACUGUGACACCUAUCAUAUUGGUUAGAGAUUUCUCAUCAUAAAACAGCUGGAGAUGCUACUGAUGGUCUUGUCCCUGCUUUGGCCAGUUUGCCAUUGUUUCAUGUUUUAUAGUUGAUAGUAAGAAUAUAGAAGGAGGAUUUUGCAAGAGCUUUGUAGAAUACACUGAUUGCGACUGGAAGAUGGCGAGUUUGAGGUUUCGUAAUAUUUUAUUACUACUUUGGCUGUUCCUUAUGCUAUACUUUUGUUGUAGUAGCUUGGAUAAGACAUGUUGACAGUUUUUAUUAACUGCAGAAGUCUUAAUGGUUGGACAUUUUGGGGGGUAUACUAUUAUCAUGUUUAACAGUUAGUGCGUCUCCCCCAAAGUUCCAGGUGUGAUAAAAAUACUUGAAACAAGCCAAUGCAAACAAAAUAACAAAAUCCAAGGGGCUAUUUUUUGUGUUUUCUAUUUUUUUCUAGAAGUCUUAACUGUUAAGAAGUAUCUUGAAGCGAUCGUCUGUUUACGUUAACGUGCAGUAUUUUGCACCAAGUAGCACUAAUAACCUAAAAUGUUUGUGCUUAAUCUUUUAUUACUUAUAUUACUACUUUCAUAUUUUCAAUUGUCAUCACUGAUUUUUUUUUUUUUUUUUUUUUUGUGGCUGUCACCAAAGGUUAACGUGCAUUACCUCAAAGAAACCUUUGGUUUCUAUUGUGUUUAAUCACUGGAACUGUAGAACAUUGUUUUUGCGAUCAUAGAACAGGUUUGUUCUUUGUGUGCUUUUUCUCAUGUCAUCAAGGGACCAUAAGAACUGUUUACAUGUUUCAUUAAUGUACCUCUUGUGUGUUCCUACCUGCUCUGUUUUUAUGGGUUCUUGUUUUUAAGUACUGACGUCAGUUUUAGAGCAUAUUAAUCCAUAUAGGUAUCAUAGCUUUUAGAUUCUGAUUGUUGAUUGUUUGAUUCAUGUAAAAGAAAAAGAUUUUUGCAUUUUUAUAACUUCAUUGUAAGAUGUAAAACAAGUUAUUUUUUAUAUGUUGUGUUUAUACUUAAUAAAAGGUGGCUUUGUAGCUGU
This is a messenger RNA of Corythoichthys intestinalis (scribbled pipefish), 9125 nucleotides long. Its product is annotated as DNA (cytosine-5)-methyltransferase 3B. The transcript is spliced from 23 exons. Gene Ontology annotation, biological process: negative regulation of transcription by RNA polymerase II. Bases 5559 to 7667 code for a protein of 702 amino acids. Gene Ontology annotation, molecular function: DNA binding; DNA (cytosine-5-)-methyltransferase activity, acting on CpG substrates. Gene Ontology annotation, cellular component: nucleus. The record is from RefSeq and is a predicted model, not a curated record. Lineage: Eukaryota; Metazoa; Chordata; Actinopteri; Syngnathiformes; Syngnathidae.